Molecule: messenger RNA, 828 nt
Organism: Laetiporus sulphureus 93-53
Lineage: Eukaryota; Fungi; Basidiomycota; Agaricomycetes; Polyporales; Laetiporaceae
Exons: 6
Coding region: 1-828 (275 amino acids)
Source: RefSeq, a predicted model, not a curated record
AUGUAUGUUUGUCAAUUGAAGACAUGCCAUAUCCGGCCGAAGUACGUCGAACAUGGACGUCAACAUCCGUAUUGCAGCAGGACAUGCGCGAGGGACGGCCACAACCGCGCUUCCUCCUGCAUGCUGGAAGGGUGCCGGGAAGAAGGGGACCCUGCACAGGGCGGGUUCUGUUCUGAACAACAUGCCAGAGAUGCAGUUCGAUCGAAACAACUGAAGGCAUGCACUAGCUGCCGUUGGCGCCCCCGGACUGUAGGCAUGCUAUGCGCAUCAUGCAGCGCGAAGACUAGCUCUGGCCCAGCUCUGAUAGAAUUGAGCUCCGAAGGUAGGACCUUCCGGCGCGUUGCCGAUGACUUCCUUCGUGCAUGGAAGGGCAACGAUCCUCCCUCCGUACGAAAGGUUGUGGAAAUACAGCUGCCUCAGGAGAUCCGCACGCGGCACUAUCAAUACCGCAAGGGCUUAGAGUCCACUUCAGCAAUCCGAGAGGUGCCUACUUAUCAUUCUUCGCAAUGCAUCUGCGACUUCGGAGUAAAAGACCUCUGCCUCUGCAAUUGGGAUUCGUGCGGAAUCUGCAAGAUCAUAAACUCGUCCUUCUCCGAACUCGCCUUCGGUGAUACGUACGAUAACGGCAGCUUGGGGCGGGGGAUCUACUCAUCCCGCAGUUCUGCGAGCGCAGAUCAAUUUGCGACAUCCUCGACCACUUCUCCCUACCGUGCAAUGCUUGCUUGCACUGCUGAUGUCGACGGGGAUCGAGUCUUCGUCAAAAAUGCCGACGCAAUUGUUCUCAAAUACGUGAUCCUAUAUUCCAAACGAACCGACCAGCGAUCAUGA